Elephantulus edwardii (Cape elephant shrew) is the source of this 234-nucleotide messenger RNA. Its product is annotated as CD59 glycoprotein-like. The transcript has 3 exons. The record is from RefSeq and is a predicted model, not a curated record. NCBI's taxonomy places the organism in Eukaryota, Metazoa, Chordata, Mammalia, Macroscelidea, Macroscelididae. Bases 1 to 234 code for a protein of 77 amino acids.
AUGGGAAAUCUAGGCGCAUUUGCUCUGAUAGGGGUUCUGGUCAUCCUGACCCUUCUCUGCCACACAGGUUACAGUUUGCGGUGCUACAACUGUUUUGCAACAGAUAAUCAAUGCAACAUGACCCUCAAGUGUAGAGUGUCUUUGAACGCCUGUCUCCAUGCCAAAAGUGGGAGCCGGGGCGUGGCCUCAGCCUCGCGGAGGGUGGAGCCGGGGGGAGGGGCAGAGCCCAGGUGA